AAGCAGAAACUUCAAAAAACACGACAGCAGCCAGCAAUCUGUCCUGGAAGUGAAAUGUCAAACGUGCGAGAUGAGAUUGUCGGCCGUCGGGAAUUUCCUUGCACAAGCGACCAAAAUUAGUUGAAUUCCCACUCAUCAAACCAUCAUCGUUUCGUUCCCGUUGUCCGGCAGCGUGCAGCGACCAUGAAAAUGCAACUUUUACGAUUUGUGAUAUGAAAAGGUCCAUCGACAGCGAAGAAAACGCGUUUUUCCGUGUGUGAACUGAAUCGCGCGUCUUGCAUUCUUCCUGAAUUUCGGAGCCGUUUCGCAGGCGAAUUAAGCACUCGCACAGGACGCAGGGAAGCUGCAUCUGUUUUUGUUAUUUUGCCCCAAGUGUUUGUUGUUGCGAGUUACAAUGGAAUCGAACAAUUUGGAUUCGAAGUAUCAGAAACUUGCAUCGGAAUACUCAAAGCUAAGAGCUCAAGCCAGUGUACUAAAGAAAGCUGUUAUUGAUGAACAAAACAAGAAUUCCAGUUUACGCGAAGUCUUACGCCAACGAGAAACAUCACUACGCCGGGCCGAGCAAGAAGUUGAUAGUUUAAGCUUUAGAAAUAAGCAACUAGAGUUACGUGUAGCGUCGUUACAAGAGGACUUCGAGAAAGAAGUAAAAAAAUCGACGAAAAACCAGAAGGUCAGUAAUAAAGUGAGAACACAUGAAAAUGUUGGCGAUGCCCUUAAUCAUUCCGAAACCAUACUUGCCGAAGAGUUGCAGAAGAAGAUAAUGGAGAAUGCCCAACUGACAUCACUGAUUGAUGACAAAAGCCGUGAUAUUCAACUACAAAGUGAUCGUAUAAAAGAACUAGAAACACAGCUAGCGAAACGAUUAAAUGAAGGCACUGAACUGGAAAGGAAACUACGACGGGAAAUCGACACUCUCGCAGCAAGAAAUUCAGAACUAGAAACAAAGUUAGUCGACGCGAAUAGUAUGAUUGGUAGCGAAGAUGCACUGAGUGCAUCCGGCAGUGACAAUACACCAUUGCAUACAAAUUCCACAUCCAGUGAAGAGCGAAUUGCAUUUCUAGAGAAAGAAGUGUUUCAUUGGAGGACACAAUAUGAAAUUCUGAAAAUAAGUGACGCGUUACCAUUUGAUAGGAGCAAGGAGAAAUUACAUAAUGGACCUUGUAGCUCGAAUCAUAGUGAUAGUAAAAUGCAAAAUGAAUCUAAUAAAGAGCAAUUGCCAAAAGAGCAGAUGUUAUAUGAUCACUUUAGUAAAAAGUAUGAAGAUUUGUUACGUGCAAAAUGCAUGGCUGAGUCAAGACUAACUUCAUAUUUAACGGAGUGCGAGAAUUUCCAAAACAACUUAGAUAACUUAAUGAAGGAGCUGAAGGAGAAAGACAUAGAACUUAAGGAAGCGCAAAGGAAUUUAGGAAUAGCAGAUGAAGAUUUGGCAACAACUCGAAUAAACUAUGAAGAACAAAUCAGCGUUCUCACCGAGCAAGUGAUAAGUCUGAGCGAACAAUUGGCGUCAUCAAAGUAAGUUCAUGUACGUUUCAUUUUCGUAUACGCUAUACGCUCUUGGUUCGCCAAAAUUCAACCAGAGAAAUGAAAAAAAAAUACCAACCAAAAUCAUCUUAAGAUAUCUGUAUCUACAAAUAUAUUUUGUGAAUUAAAAGUGAAUGAGA
Molecule: messenger RNA, 1661 nt
Organism: Hermetia illucens (black soldier fly)
Lineage: Eukaryota; Metazoa; Arthropoda; Insecta; Diptera; Stratiomyidae
Product: myosin-15
Exons: 7
Coding region: 395-1516 (373 amino acids)
Cellular component (GO): membrane; early endosome
Source: RefSeq, a predicted model, not a curated record